AUGAAGCCCGACGUCACUCGCCUCGGCAGUGAAAGGUACUACCGUAUGUAUGUGUACGGCGCUAGCGCGGGAGAAGGGGGGUUCCAGAAGGAGCCCCAUUCGACGUUGGGAACAGUGAGGGAGGGGCCCAUUUGCGGGGGAAGCUUGGAGUGGAGGCAUGUGGGGACCGCGGUUGCAGCAGCUCAAGAUUGA
Molecule: messenger RNA, 192 nt
Organism: Colletotrichum graminicola M1.001
Lineage: Eukaryota; Fungi; Ascomycota; Sordariomycetes; Glomerellales; Glomerellaceae
Exons: 2
Coding region: 1-192 (63 amino acids)
Source: RefSeq, a predicted model, not a curated record